This is a messenger RNA of Ananas comosus (pineapple), 1795 nucleotides long. Its product is annotated as cytochrome P450 78A9-like. The transcript is spliced from 2 exons. Lineage: Eukaryota; Viridiplantae; Streptophyta; Magnoliopsida; Poales; Bromeliaceae. Bases 1 to 1632 code for a protein of 543 amino acids. The record is from RefSeq and is a predicted model, not a curated record. Gene Ontology annotation, molecular function: heme binding; oxidoreductase activity, acting on paired donors, with incorporation or reduction of molecular oxygen; monooxygenase activity.
AUGAAAAGCUCACUCAAGAGCUUUUUGGUCCCACUUCUAACCCUAGCUCCAUUAGCCAUUUCCCGAAGCCCUAAUACACUUUGUUCCACUGCAAUACUCAUUCUCCUCGCAUGGCGCCUCACCACUUCCCUUCUCCACUGGCUCCACCCCGGAGGCCAUGCAUGGGGAAAGUACGUGAGUUACAGAGCUUGUGAGCGUUCCUCUCGAUCCAUUAUUCCCGGCCCAAGAGGCGUUCCUUUCGUCGGUAGCAUGCGCCUCAUGUCGGGUCUCGCUCACCGCCGCCUCGACGCCGUGGCGCGCUGCCUCGGAGCCAAGAGGCUCAUGGCCAUCUCUCUCGGCGAUACGCGCGCCGUCGUCGCCUCCCACCCCGAUGUCGCGAAGGAGAUUCUCAAUGGACCGUCUUUUUCCGACCGGCCGCACAACCAUUCCGCCUACGGCCUCAUGUUCCACCGCUCCAUCGGCUUCGCCCCCUACGGCGCCUACUGGCGGACCCUACGCCAUAUCGCGGCCUCUCACCUCUUCUCCCCGCGACAAAUUGAAGCUUCUGCUUCUCACCGCUUGCACGUCGCCACGGAGGUGGUUUCCGCUCUCCGACAAUUGGCCAUCGCCCGUAAAGCCGUUGAAAUUCGCGGGCUCCUCAAGCGCGCCUCGCUCUUCUUCAUCAUGCGCUCCGUGUUUGGAAAGAAGUACGAGCUGUCGACGGAGGCUGAAGCCGAGGUCGAAGAAUUGCUCGGCAUGGUUGACGAAGGAUACGACCUCUUGGGCAAGAGAAACUGGUGCGACUACUUCCCUCUCCUCGCCGGGCUCGACCUACAACAUAUCCAAUCUCGAUGCUCCAAGCUCAUGCCUAAGGUGAAUCGAUACGUGAACUCGAUCAUCGACGAGCAUCGAUCCACGGCCGGUACUGAAACCGAACGAAGUGACUUUGUAGCAGUAUUACUUUCGCUCCAGCAAAGCGAGGGGCUCUCGGAUGCCGACAUCGCUGCAGUGUUGUGGGAGAUGAUAUUUAGGGGGACCGACGCAACUGCGGUGUUGAUGGAGUGGGCAUUAGCUCGACUCGUCCUCCACCCGGACGUCCAAGCCAAAGUCCACGCCGAGCUCGACGAAGUCGUCGGGAGGUCAACGCCGGUUAACGAGUCGCACGUGCCGAAGCUCGUGUACCUCCAAGCGGUCCUCAAGGAGGUGCUCAGAAUGCACCCUCCGGGCCCACUGCUUGCGUGGGUCCGGCAAGCCACGUUGGACGCUGAGGUGGACGGCCAUUCUGUGCCAGCUGGCACCGCCGCGGUGGUGAACAUGUGGGCCAUCACCCACGACGCCGAUGUGUGGCCUGAGCCCUUCGAGUUCCGUCCCGAGAGGUUCCUUGCUGCGGGUGCCGGCGCCGACGUCGUCGAUCAAUUCUCCGUGCUCGGCGGCGACGCACGCCUCGCGCCGUUCGGCUCGGGCAAAAGAAGCUGCCCGGGGAAGGCGAUGGCAAUGACAGCUGUCGGCUUCUGGUUGGCCACCCUCCUGCACGAGUACGAAUGGGCGUCCCCGUCCGAUGCGCCGAGUGUCGACUUGUCGGAGGUUCUGCGGCUCUCCUGCGAGAUGGCCGUUCCGCUUGAGGUUGUGGUGCGCCCAAGGCGAGUUAUAUGAACACAUCGCAUGCAGUACUAUUGUGUGUCUUAUAACUGUGAUAAUAUGAUGUUAAGGGUGAAGUUUAAUUAGCUUCAUGUGUUUUAGCGCAGUUUUAUUUUGUCACCCUUUGAUUUUAUAACAAUGAUUCAUCGUUAAAUAGAGUGUUAAAGUCGUACAUUUA